GUGUUAUUCUACCUUUCUGUAGAUGAAGAGGUGAAUAUUAAAUUCUCGGUAUGAGUCUAGAGGUGGCUUGCUUGUCAUUUCGCCAGCCGUACGCUACUCUUGUGUUGAAUGGUGUGAAAGCGCUAGAGAGCCGCUGGCGGCCCCUGCUGUCAGAGCUGCGGAACUGCACGUUAGCGGUUCACAUCGCUCAGAAGAGCUGGGAGGGAGAGGACUGGAGACUCAUCCUCACCGAACGACUGGGAAUGACUGCCGUGCAAACCGAGGAACUGCUGGAGUCUGGAGAAAGGUUCGGGCGUGGUGUUAUAGCAGGUCUUGUGGAUGUUGGGGAGACGUGGUGUUGUCCUGAGGACAUUCCCUGUGAAGAGAUGAGAGAGCUGGAAACAGCAGCUUGCUUGACUGAACUCAAAAUGAAAUACCUCACAAGACUCUCAAACCCCCGGUGGCUCAAUGAACCAAUAUAUUCCAGGGGCCAUAAAGAUGUGUGGACGGUACACAUCCCAGUUCAUCUUUUGCCCUCUGCUCCUUCUCAUCCGUAACAGUGAAACAAAGUAUUCAGUAGUGUAUUUGUGUCUGAGACACUGAGAUGUGCCUCUCUGGAGAUUUGCAAUGUAUCUAAUGUGUGCAGGUUGUUUUUUUUCAACAUU
This is a messenger RNA of Sinocyclocheilus rhinocerous, 644 nucleotides long. RefSeq names its product protein CXorf40A. NCBI's taxonomy places the organism in Eukaryota, Metazoa, Chordata, Actinopteri, Cypriniformes, Cyprinidae. The transcript is spliced from 2 exons. The record is from RefSeq and is a predicted model, not a curated record. Bases 51 to 536 code for a protein of 161 amino acids.